Molecule: messenger RNA, 631 nt
Organism: Hypoxylon trugodes
Lineage: Eukaryota; Fungi; Ascomycota; Sordariomycetes; Xylariales; Hypoxylaceae
Exons: 1
Coding region: 83-466 (127 amino acids)
Source: RefSeq, a predicted model, not a curated record
ACUUAUGAAGGAUUUCGUGAUAAGUCUAACUGACUUGGUCGCCUUGGCAGUAUUGAAAAGGGAGUAUGCGUAAAGAUUCUAAAUGCGUGGCUGUAUCCAUCUGUUCCUGCGUUGGCUUGCUUCGGAUAUUGCCUGCGUGCUUGCGUGCUUACUGACUGCCGUCGCUGCGAACCGGAUUAGCCAUGAGCCACCCCCUGCAGUAGCACGGCACGAGCGACGAAGGAGCAUUAGAACGCAACCUGAAGCAUCUAUUUAUGGAUCAACAAUAAUUACUAACCAACCAACUCAAUUAACCGCCGCGACUAUGCCACUGACAGGUUGCAGCAGACAAACAAGCAAGCAAGCAGCAUUGCAUCGCAUUUUAGAAAUUCCCUUGAAUUUGGAUGAGCCUCAAUUCAUCAUCGGCUGUCAUCACCACCAUCAUCAGCAUCGUCAUCACUAUCAUCCUUCUGGCCCCCGACCCUAACCCCAACCCAGUUUACCGUUGAACCAAUUCAGCAAAAAAGCGAAACCGUAAUCUUAAACAUUCCUCCACUCUCACAACUUCGGCCGGAGGCGACAUUUCUCUCUGUAAGCGGCCUACAUCUCCAUCAGUUAUUAUUCUAAACCCGCCCCCUCCCCAUCUGGGAAA